AUGUCCAGCGCAAGGCAUUGGGAACAAGACAAGGAGGCUACGGUGUAUAUUGGCAACCUCGAUGAACGGGCCUCGGAUAGCCUGGUAUGGGAACUGAUGCUGCAGGCCGGGCGCAUCGUCAAUGUUCAUUUGCCUAAAGAUCGUGUCACCCAGCUACACCAGGGUUAUGGGUUUGUGGAGUUUAUCAGUGAGGAGGAUGCCGAAUAUGCUUCGAGAAUCAUGAACAGUAUCCGCCUCUAUGGGAAACCCAUUCGUGUGAACAAAGCCUCCGCCGACAAGCAGAAAUCCGUGGAAAUUGGCGCAGAGCUUUUCGUUGGAAAUCUCGACCCCAUGGUCACCGAGCAGGUGCUCUAUGAUACAUUUAGUCGAUUCGGGAAUUUGGUCAAUUUUCCUAAGAUUGCCCGCGAUGACAACAACCUCUCCAAGGGCUAUGGCUUUGUGUCAUUUGCUGAUUUCGAGUCUUCAGACGGGGCUACAGCCAAUAUGAAUGGCCAAUACCUGAUGAACAAACAGGUCUCGGUGCAGUACGCAUACAAAAAAGAUGGCAAAGGCGAAAGACACGGCGAUGAGGCGGAGCGAAUGCUGGCGGCACAGGCUCGCAAGCAUAACGUUCGGCCACCAACCCAGCAGCUCCCGCCACCUCAGUUCCCGGGUAAUGGCCCUGGUCUGUCGGCAACACCGACGGUGAUGUCCAACGGUGAUAGCUCUCGCCCAGUAAGCACUGGGCCACCACAAGCUCCUGAUAUUGGCAUGAGCAGAGGCAUGUCCGCCCCUAUGGGCUAUGUAAACAUGCCUCCAUCUCAAAAUAAUCGGACUGUUCCCCCCCCGCCCCGUCCCUCGCUACUCCGCCGCCUGGUCUUCCAGCUCGGCCCCCUCCGUCCCAAGCCGGCUAUGGUGGCCCACAGUCCUUUCUACCGCCAGGGCUUAAUAAUGUUGGCCAGCAGCCAUCUUUUGCGCCAGCUCCUCCGCCUGGGUUCGGAGCCCCAGGGUUCGGUCCUCCAGCAGGUGCCCCUCCGUUGCCACCGGGCUUUCAGCAGGCGAGCUAUGGAAAAUAGUCGUUGA
This is a messenger RNA of Penicillium alfredii, 1062 nucleotides long. Its product is annotated as U2 snRNP complex subunit HSH49. The record is from RefSeq and is a predicted model, not a curated record. Bases 1 to 1062 code for a protein of 353 amino acids. Gene Ontology annotation, cellular component: U12-type spliceosomal complex; nucleolus. The transcript is spliced from 3 exons. Gene Ontology annotation, biological process: positive regulation of mRNA splicing, via spliceosome. Gene Ontology annotation, molecular function: RNA binding. NCBI's taxonomy places the organism in Eukaryota, Fungi, Ascomycota, Eurotiomycetes, Eurotiales, Aspergillaceae.